UCCAAGGAAUUGGGAGAAAGGAGAGACCCUUCCUCUUUCCUUGCUUUCUUCGAAACUUUCUCAGACUGUUGUUUCAUUGUCAUUUCCCCACUUCCAUUUCCAUUCCUUCAUGGCCCUUUCAGACAAUUCUCUGAUCCCAAAGUUCCUCUACUCGUCCUCACAACAGAAGAAGAUGGUGGCGAACUCUGCCAUCCCCGUGGCGGCAUCUUCGCCGCCACCUUCGAAUUCAAACUUCAUGAUUCCAGCUCCGAGCGAGCCUGGCAAAAUCCAGAUGUUCUCGCCGGCCUACUAUGCAGCUUGCACCGUUGGUGGAAGCCUCUGUUGUGGCCUCACUCACAUGGGCAUUACACCUCUUGACGUUCUCAAAUGUAAUAUGCAGAUUGACCCUGUGAAGUACAAGAACAUAUCCUCUGGAUUUGGAGUUUUGCUUAAGGAGCAAGGACUUAGGGGCUUUUUCCGGGGAUGGGCACCUACAUAUCUGGGUUACAGCGCACAAGGUGCCUUGAAAUAUGGAUUCUAUGAGUACUUUAAGAAAUACUAUUCUGAUAUUGCUGGCCCGGAAUAUGCAACCAAGUACAAGACCUUAAUCUACCUUGCUGGUUCUGCAUCUUCCGAGUUAAUUGCUGAUGUUGCUCUUUGCCCCUUUGAGGCCGUCAAGAUCAGAGUUCAAACUCAACCUGGUUUUGCUAGAGGCCUUGCUGAUGGGUUACCCAAAUUGGUUAAAUCUGAAGGAGUCUCAGGGCUGUACAAGGGAAUUGUGCCUUUGUGGGGAAGACAGGUUCCAUAUACAAUGAUGAAGUUUGCUUCUUAUGAGAACAUUGUUGAGAUGAUCUAUAAGCAUGCUAUUCCCACACCAAAAGAUGAAUGCAGUAACACUUUGCAACUUGGUGUGAGUUUUGCUGGUGGAUAUAUAGCUGGUAUAUUAUGUGCAGUUGUGUCUCAUCCUGCUGAUAACAUUGUCUCUUUCCUUAACAAUUCCAAAGGGGCAACAAUUGGUGAUGCUGUAAAGAAUCUUGGAUUGUGGGGUCUAUUUACCCGUGGUCUCCCUCUACGUAUUUUCAUGAUUGGAACUCUCACUGGAACUCAAUGGGGAAUUUAUGAUUCAUUCAAAGUUUUUGUGGGGCUGCCAACCACUGGUGGUGUUGCUCCUGCUGCUGUUCCUGCUCACGCUUCAGCUACUUAAGCUUGCAAAGGUGUAAAAUGUCCAAGGAAGCAAGAUGAACACUUAAUUGUUUGUUUCAGGAACUAAGAAAACCAGAAAAUGAGGACCGUGAUUAAACAGAGGAAUGGUGAAGUUGCUUGAGUGAGAAUUUUGAAUAAUCUAAAUAGUUAUUAUUAUUUUUUUCUAUUUUUUUUUUUUGUUAUAGGUAGGUUUUUUUCUCCUUUACAUGGCUCCCAGAGCAUGGGAGGGAAAACGAAAAAAAAAAAAAAAAAAAAACUAAUUAUUUUUUUGUAAUAAUAUAUACUGAAAAUAUAAAGUAAUUGCCAUAAAAAAAUAUUUAUAUAUCAAAGUAC
Molecule: messenger RNA, 1515 nt
Organism: Gastrolobium bilobum
Lineage: Eukaryota; Viridiplantae; Streptophyta; Magnoliopsida; Fabales; Fabaceae
Product: mitochondrial phosphate carrier protein 3, mitochondrial-like
Exons: 6
Coding region: 110-1183 (357 amino acids)
Biological process (GO): mitochondrial phosphate ion transmembrane transport
Cellular component (GO): mitochondrial inner membrane
Molecular function (GO): phosphate transmembrane transporter activity
Source: RefSeq, a predicted model, not a curated record